AUGCCAAAGUCUUCAGAAUAUGAUUUUUUUAUUAAAAAAAUCGUGUAUCGUUUUGAUGAUAGAUUGAAGUACUAUGAUAUAAAAUUAAGACAUAAAUUACUUUGUGAAAAUAUUACACUUGUACCACCACCACAAAACUUACCUAUCUUAAAGAUUUUUCUCGACAUUUAUGUGGAUGAUUUUGGUACUUACAGGAAUGUAUAUCAUUCACUAGGUGGCGUUUAUUUACAAUUCGGCAAUAUGCUAUUAGAUUUCUGGAAAAAAUUAAAAAACCAUUAUUUAAUUAGCUUUGUUCCAUUUGGGGCAAGUUUUAAUGAUUUCAUUAAACCAAUACUUCAAGAAAUAACUCGAUUAAAAAAUGGCCUUGUUAUUAAGACUUUAUUUAGUAAUACAUGGGUUAUAGGUGGAAUUGGAUGUAUCACUGCUGACCUCCCACAAGAAAAUAAUUUGGCAGACAUAAAAUGGCACAAUACCAACCAUGAAGAGCGGUUUGCAGAAAUAGAAAGCCAAAAUUCAAAAGCAGAUAUGAAAUGGCUAGCAGUUGUGUACGGUAAUAAAUGGAAUAACAAUAAAGUUAGAAAUGCAGGUUUAUCAAAGAAUUUAGAUGUUGAGCACCCAUUUUUUCAGGAUCUUCAUAGAGCAUAUUCUGAUUAUUUAAAUUCAAGAGCUGAAUUAUUGUACAGGAACUUAGAAUUUUAUAAUUCAAUCGCAUAUACCGUUCUUGAAAAUAAUCAAGAUCUAAUUCAGUUAAAAUUUUAUGUUGGAGAUAUUGUGGAACUAUCAGAAGAAACUGAGGGUACUGCAUACGCCAAAAUUGAAUCAAUUUUCUAG
Molecule: messenger RNA, 831 nt
Organism: Racocetra persica
Lineage: Eukaryota; Fungi; Glomeromycota; Glomeromycetes; Diversisporales; Gigasporaceae
Source: the annotation of a GenBank genome assembly